AUGGGGAAAGGAGUAAGGCAAGGUGAUCCUCUUUCUCUUAUGCUUUUUGUUCUUGCAGUGGAAGGAUUAAAAGCUUUAAUUGUUCAAGCAGUAAGGCUCAAUAUCCUAGAUGGGGUUCAUGUUGAUGGUUAUCCAGAGCCAUUAUCUAUUCUUCAAUUUGCGGAUGAUACUUUGAUUUUUGUUCCUAAUGACUUGGAUAUGAUCAAGAAGCUUCUUCGGGUUCUGCGGUGUUUCGAGGUGAUCUCUGGCCUUUCAAUCAAUUAUCAGAAAAUUUCAAUUGUUGGGAUUAAUAUGGAUAAUGAUUCUCUCUUGUCGGCUUCCUCUAUUCUGAACUGUUCUAUCAGUCACUUUCCUAUCACUUAUCUCGGCCUUCCGCUUUCAGUUAAACCUAUUCGGGCUACCUCCUGGAAUCCCAUAGUUGAUAAUUUUCAGUCUCAGUUGGCAAACUGGAAGGGCAAUCUUUUAUCUCCUGCAGAUUUCUUUGGUGUGGUUUGCCAGAAGGAAAAGGCAUUUAUUAAGUGUCGUGGGAUAAGCAUUCCAGCUCCUCUGUCAACAAGAUUUCCCCGCCUGUUUUCCCUUUUCAGUAACCCUCAUAUUUCAGUUUCUCAUAUGUUCAGUAACAUGCCGAUUCAGUUCACUUGGCGGAGACGUCUGCGCAUCGGAGAGCAGGAAGAGUUGGAGCUGCUGCUAGCUGAGCUCAAUUUGGUUACUAUUAACAGUAACGUUCUGGAUACUUAUAGCUGGAUGGGUCGUCCAAACUCCUUCAACUGCAGGUCAGUUUCUCGUCGUCUUCAACAGGGCCAUUCAGUCCAGAAUCGGCUUCAACGUGGUGCUUUGGCAACUGGUAUUUGGAAAUGGAAAGUUCCUCCUCGGAUUCAGUUUUUUGCUUGGUUUCUUGUCAAGGACAGGUUAUUUUCAAAUGCUUCCCUUGUGGCUAGAGGUAUCAUCAAUUAUGAUCUUAUUGGUUGCUCCAUUUGCAAUGAAAUUGAAACUAGUAUUCAUAUAGUUUUACAUUGCGAAUUUGCUUGGAAAUUUUGGUCCGUCAUCUUGAGGAAUUGUGAUAUUUGUUGGGUUUCUUCUCCAUCCAUUGAAGAUUUUUAUAACUUUUGGUCUUCUCUCUCGAUUCCGGUAUAUAAGGAUCUUUGGUGGCUUGUUUGGUUUUUUGGUUGUUGGAAGUUUUGGAAAGCUAGAAAUAACCGAGUGUUCAAUGAUGGUGCUUCUUCUACAGAUUCUUUGGUUUACUUAGUCAUUUGUAGAGCGGUUUUGUUUUAUGCUUCUUUUCAUCCUCAUUUUCCUUAUUCAGGAAAUGAUGUGUUUAGAUGUAUUGAUUAUUUUGUAAAGACUAUUUGA
This is a messenger RNA of Mercurialis annua (annual mercury), 1350 nucleotides long. RefSeq lists its product as uncharacterized. The record is from RefSeq and is a predicted model, not a curated record. The transcript has 3 exons. NCBI's taxonomy places the organism in Eukaryota, Viridiplantae, Streptophyta, Magnoliopsida, Malpighiales, Euphorbiaceae. The coding region runs from base 1 to 1350 and encodes 449 amino acids.